Molecule: messenger RNA, 900 nt
Organism: Durusdinium trenchii
Lineage: Eukaryota; Dinophyceae; Suessiales; Symbiodiniaceae
Source: the annotation of a GenBank genome assembly
AUGGCCGCAUGGACUUGGAUGCGGACUUUUUGUACAUAUUUGUGGCCACUUCUCGAUGUGAUUUUUGCCCUGGUCGGCCUUUUCCUCCUCCCAUCUGAGCCGACUACAGCAUUUGGUUGGUCUCUACAUGGCCCAGUAGCAUUUGCUAUAGUCAGAGCGGUGUGGCUUGUGCUUCUCAUUUUGAUCAGAUGUCAACAUGGACCACGGUCUUCUUCCAUGUCCUUCAUUGACAAGUUGUUGCAUGGCGCGUUUCCAUACGUUGCCUAUGUGCCCUUGGCAAUUGUGUGCUUGGCUCGAUUGGUCAGUGACCCUCCACAGGUCUCCUCUGGGCUUGGCUUCUGGGCGUUCGUCGGAUUAGGCUCUGUUUGCAGUACUGGCGAGCACUACAUGACCUUGCCGGCCAUUGAAGACUUCACAGGAAUGCGAUGUUCACUUCGAGGUGGUCACCAACAGCCCUUGGACGUCGAACUGCUGAGUGCAGAUGCUCGUGCUGGUGCUUCGGAAAGCUCUUUGGAACACUCUGAGGAGAGAGGCGAGAGAGGACAGAAAAAGAAGGACUCGGUCUGGAAGUUGCUGAGCUUAGUGGCCAAAGAAUGGCCAUUGCUGAUUCAAGCCUUCAUUUUCUUGAUGGUAGCUGCCAUUGCCGAUGUCCUCAUUCCACAUUACAUCAGCCAGACAAUUAGCCAGAUUAUUCGUGCUGAAGAACAAGGAACGUUAGCUCAGCGGCCCUACAAAGGUCCGGUGAUACGCUUGUUGAUUGCUGCCGGUGCUUCCUCGGUGUUUUCUUCUUGUCGUGGUGCAACCUUCAUUGUGAUCGGCGGUCGUUUGGCUGAAAGGCUUCGUUGCACACUCUUUGCCACACUGAUGAAGCAAGAGAUUGGUUUUUUUAUGUUUUUUUGA